UUGACACAUAGUUACAGAGUGUAUUGUGUUUACGUUACUAAGUAUUAUUCUAGCUCCAGAUCUAAGAGAAACUUAAUUUAAAAAACAGAAAAUGGCAGAAAAUGUAAAUAUUGAUUUAUCAGGGGAAAUAAAUGCUACUACAGAAAAGAAAGGAUUACAAAAGUAUGUGAAUGAAAUGGAAGUAUUGCUUCAACAUGUCCGCAAUGGUGCAGGCCCUGCCUUGGUAAUGGGAGUAUUAUCUUCACGCAGAGCUUGGACACAAUUUGUCGCUACUGAGAACUUUAAAGUACCAGCCUCUUUGCCAAGAUUAUCACGAAGAUUCUAUCGAAAUGUUGAAUAUUUUCAGGCCAAUUACCUUAUUGUGUUUUUGGGAUUAUUUGCUUAUUGCUUGAUAACUUCGCCAUUACUUUUGAUUGCCAUGGUAGCAAGCUUCUUUGGAUAUCGGAAACUCACCUCAGGACCUAACACUUGGAAGAUUGGUGGGUGGGAAUUGAGUAAGACUCAACAGUAUGCAGUGGCAGCGGCCGGUUCUAUGGCUCUUUGUUGGUUAGCCGGUGCCGGGGCGGUCUUGUUUUGGGUUUUAGGGGCUACAGUGACCGUGGUUGCUCUACACGCAAGUUUCUUUGAUGCUGAAACAUUACCGAGUACCGAUCUUGAACAGUUUCCAAUGGUGGAGCAAGUGUGACACGGACACUUGCCGUUCUUCCUGCCGCCGCCCGUCAGUUUCCCCCACCAAACAAUUGCAAAAUGGCAUCAACCUAACCGAACUAUUAUCGAAAGCGAUAUUAUUAAUUAAUUAGUAAUUACUAAUACGUAUAACACAGGCAAAUGUAUUAUAAUGAAUUUUUAGAAAAAAUAAAUAUAUUAUAGACUUAAAGGAAUAAUUAAUUGCAGAUUAUAUUAAUAUUUGAAAUGAAUUUUACAUAAUUAUUGUUCGCAUUAAAAAUUUUACACCGGCAUAAUUAUUUGCGAGCUUUAAAACGAAAUGGCACAGAUUUUUUAAUAGCAGUGUUGCACGUUAAUCAAAUAAAUAAAAAUUAACUUAUAUUUAUUGAUAUUAAUAAUGCUGAAAUUAUUUUAGUUGUAAGUAAAAACAGGCCAAAUUAUUCGUCUCCAAAUUAUUGUUGAUUGAUACAAGUCACUUGAAUAUUACAAAAAAUAUGAAACUGAAAGGACACUGCCAUUAUUUAAAUAAUCUCAUUGAAUUUCACCUUUAUUUUUGCCAAAGCACAAAAAUAUAAUUAUAUUGUGUCCAUUACAAAUGUAAAUAUAGCUAAAUAAUUAAUUUUAUAAUUAUUUAUUAUUAAUAUAAUUUUGAAAC
This is a messenger RNA of Nymphalis io (European peacock), 1321 nucleotides long. RefSeq names its product prenylated Rab acceptor protein 1. Gene Ontology annotation, cellular component: Golgi apparatus. Lineage: Eukaryota; Metazoa; Arthropoda; Insecta; Lepidoptera; Nymphalidae. The transcript is spliced from 6 exons. Bases 92 to 685 code for a protein of 197 amino acids. The record is from RefSeq and is a predicted model, not a curated record.